Trichoplax adhaerens is the source of this 1835-nucleotide messenger RNA. RefSeq lists its product as uncharacterized. The coding region runs from base 82 to 1542 and encodes 486 amino acids. Gene Ontology annotation, cellular component: cytoplasm. NCBI's taxonomy places the organism in Eukaryota, Metazoa, Placozoa, Uniplacotomia, Trichoplacea, Trichoplacidae. Gene Ontology annotation, molecular function: magnesium ion binding; pyruvate kinase activity; potassium ion binding. The transcript is spliced from 8 exons. The record is from RefSeq and is a predicted model, not a curated record. Gene Ontology annotation, biological process: glycolytic process.
CAAGAUGAUCAGGCACCAGCAGCACAGGCGUCUUCUUCAUUGGACCAUGUAUGCUUGCUAGAUAUCGACAGCUACCCUCGCAUGACUAGAAAUACUGGCAUCAUCUGUACUAUUGGACCGGCAUCACGCACUGUUGACAAAUUAGUUCAGUUGAUAAGAAAUGGUAUGAAUAUAGCUCGACUAAAUUUUUCCCAUGGAACUCAUGAUUACCAUAGAGAAACUAUCAAUAAUAUCAGAGAAGCAAUAAGGCGUAGUCCAUUGUUUCGUACUGUUGCAAUUGCUCUUGAUACUAAGGGUCCGGAAAUUCGCACUGGUUUAAUUGCUGGCAGCGGUACAGGAGAAGUCGAAUUGAAAACUGGAAAUGCCUUCAAACUUAGUUUAAGUGAAAGCGAUUAUAAAAAUGGAAGUACUGCAGGCACUUAUGUUGAUUACAAAAAUUUAACCAAAGUGCUAUCUCUUGGCAGCAAAAUUUACAUAGACGAUGGGCUUAUUUCUUUGUUGGUUACGGAAAUUGGACCUGAUUUUGUCAUGACUAAAAUUGAAAAUGGUGGCUCUCUUGGAAGUCACAAAGGAGUUAAUUUGCCUAAUGCUAUAGUUGACUUGCCAGCUGUUUCCGAGCGAGACAAAAAUGAUUUACGAUUUGGCGUAGAAAUGGAGGUUGAUAUGGUUUUUGCAUCCUUUAUCCGUAAAGGAGCAGAUGUUCGUGCUGUAAGGGCUGCUAUGGGUGAAUAUGGUGAUAGAGUUCGAAUCAUUUCAAAAAUUGAAAAUCAUGAAGGCGUUAGCAAUAUUGAUGACAUUAUCACUGCAAGUGAUGGUAUUAUGGUAGCACGAGGUGACCUUGGAAUUGAAAUACCUCCAGAAAAAGUAAUCAUUGCUCAGAAAAUGAUGAUCGGACGGUGUAAUAGAAUUGGAAAACCAGUCAUUUGUGCAACCCAGAUGUUAGAGAGUAUGAUAUCAAAGCCACGGCCUACUAGAGCAGAAGUAUCUGAUGUAGCCAACGCUGUGCUAGAUGGUGCAGACUGCGUAAUGUUGUCUGGUGAAACUGCGAAAGGAGCAUACCCAGUUGAGGCAGUAAAGAUCAUGCACAAAGUCUGCUUAGAAGCUGAAGCAGCCAUAUUUCAUAGAAUUUUAUUUGAUGAACUUCGUGCAAGUACUCCGACUCCUACAAUAACGGCUGAAACUUGUGCUAUUGCCGCAGUAGAUGCCUCGUUCAAGCAGUGUGCUAGUGCCAUCAUCGUCCUUACAACAACUGGCCGGUCUGCUGAGUUGCUUUCUCGAUUUCGACCGAGAUCACCGAUUAUUGCUGUUACGCGCAGUCCUCAAGCUGGAAAACAAUUGCAUCUUUAUCGUGGUUUAUUCCCUCUUAUCUACACUAAGGAACGUCUAUCAAAUUGGUCUGACGAUACUGAUGCUAGGAUAGACUUUGCUAUAGAAGAAGGCAAGCGACUGGGCAUCCUUGAAGAAGGUAGUCCCGUCAUUCUUGUUACGGGUUGGAAGGCAGGUUCCGGCCAUACCAAUACUAUACGUGUUACUAGAGCUUGAAUCGUGCAGAAGUUCUAGAAACCAUGAAAUUGAGUACGAUUUUCGACGCAUUACAGAUCAUAGAGAUUACCAACAGCCGUGUGAGUACAGUACUUUCGUUUGUACUGUAAUACAAAUGUUAUAGGUCAUACAGUAUAUUGAACACGUACUUGAUUAAUUAGGGUACCGCGUAUACUUAAUUGUAUUAUGGCAGCACAUAGAAUUGCCUAUAUAGAAGUUAGAUGUUAUGGUAUCUGCUACAACUAUCUAUUUCAUGUUUACUGCUUAUGAAUGCAAUAAAUUGUUGUUAAACC